This is a messenger RNA of Phycodurus eques (leafy seadragon), 2382 nucleotides long. RefSeq names its product PWP1 homolog, endonuclein (gene pwp1). Gene Ontology annotation, molecular function: protein binding. Bases 96 to 1529 code for a protein of 477 amino acids. The record is from RefSeq and is a predicted model, not a curated record. The transcript has 15 exons. NCBI's taxonomy places the organism in Eukaryota, Metazoa, Chordata, Actinopteri, Syngnathiformes, Syngnathidae. Gene Ontology annotation, biological process: rRNA processing. Gene Ontology annotation, cellular component: nucleus.
GCUUGUUGGCAAAUCCAGUUCUUGCAUUUUGGUUCACGACUUGUCAUUUGUAUACAGUAGUUUAUCCACAAUUUUACAAGUGUAUUUCAUCCAUCAUGAGUUCUCAAAUUACUUGUAUCGGCUGGGUGAAGCAAGGUGCUGCCAAGGAAAUUCCGGAAAAAGUUGAAUUGAGUCAGGAGGAGCUGCAACGCAUCAUCAAUGAGGCGAAGGAGGAGCUGGGGGAACAAGGAGCAGAGGAGGAGGAGGAUGCCGGCAUUGUAGCUGACGAUGAUAUUGGCGAUGUUGCCGGAGCGCAAAAUGAAGAAGAGGAUGAACUUGGAGAAUAUGACCUGGAUAAAUAUGAUGAAGAGGACAUAGCAACGGCCAACCUUGGGGACAGCCUGGCUGGGCUCACCGUGUUCUGCUCGAAUGACGAGGACCCUUACAUCACGCUCAAAGAUACUGAUCAAUAUGAGCGAGACGAAUUCCAAAUCAAGCCCACCGACAACCUCAUCCUGUCUGGCAAGGCUGACAAGGACUGCUGCAACCUGGAAAUCUAUGUGUACAACGCUGAGGAGGACUCUCUGUACGUGCACCACGACAUUCUGUUGCCGGCGUACCCGCUAAGCAUCGAGUGGCUCAACUUUGAUCCAAACCCUGAGGAAACUCUAUCUAACUAUGCCGCCGUGGGAAAUAUGACGCCGCAGAUCGACGUGUGGGACCUGGAUGUGGUGGACUGCCUGGAGCCCGCGUUCACGCUGGGAAGCAAAGAGGCGGCCAAGAAGAAGAAAAAGAGCAAGAAGGGUGCAUCCGCGGAGACUGUGGAAGGACACACUGAUGCAGUGUUGGAUUUGUCCUGGAAUAAGCUCGUCAGGAAUGUCUUAGCCAGCGGAUCAGCAGACGCAUCGGUUAUCCUGUGGGAUCUGUCUCAAGCCAAACCCGCCACCACCCUCCACAGACACGCUGAUAAAGUUCAGACGUUGACUUUCCACCCAUUUGAGGCGCAGACUCUCCUGUCGGGAUCAUAUGACAAGACGGCCCUCCUGUACGACUGCCGCAGCCCGGACGGCUACCGCACGUGGCGAUUCAGCGGUCAAGUCGAGCGCCUCGUGUGGAACCACUUUUCACCGUGUAACUUCCUGGCCAGCACGGAGGAUGGCUUUGUGUACUGUCUGGAUGCGCGCGCCGAUAAGCCCAUUUUCACACUGAAGGCACAUGAUGAAGAAGUGUCAGGCUUGGAUCUCAGUAGCCAGAUUAAAGGCUGCUUGGUGACGUCGUCGGCAGACAAGCACGUCAAGAUCUGGGACAUUUUGGGCGGCAAACCCAUUCUGGUGCAUUCGAGGGACAUGAAAAUGGGCGUGGUGUUCUGUGCGGCAUGUUGUCCCGAUCGGCCCUUCACAUACGCUUUUGGGGGACAGAGAGACGGCUUGCGGGUUUGGGAUAUAAGCGAUGUUGCAGCAGUGGCUGCGACGUUUGGUAGUCGGGAGCGCUUGGUGGUGAAUGCAGGAUCUGAAACAUCCGCAGCUGCAGCAGUGAUGGACACCUCGUAGUGGCACGACGACAGUCUGCUCAUAUCAAAAUACUUGUACUUUUUCAUUUACAACAAUGUGCUUUCACGGCAAAUUCUUGUUAGAUUCUCAAAGACACAAGUUCAUAUAUGCAUUCAUAUUGUUGGAAUUACCAGUUUGUUGCUGAAGGCUGCAAAUCCUUUGUACAGUUCCCAGAAUAAUAAUACAGUUUACAUAUUUACUGGUAUAAGUGUUAAUCAAAAUGUUGUAUAUCCAAUGUAUAAAUACAGUUUUUGAAUAUGCUAGCUUCAUAUUUUGUUAUGUUUUCUUUUUUAUUGCAACUUAUUCCAACUAUGAGCAAACUCGUUACAGUGGUGGAGCCAUGGCGACAUACUGCAAUUGGGUAAAUUCAAUUGUAAUCGGUCUUGUUAUUAAAUGAGAUUUUUUUUUUAUUAUCAAAUCUUUUAUUUACACUUUAUAAGAAGACUGAUUGCAAUUAAUCCAUUUAUUUUUGUGAGUUGUGUGUAAUUUACAGUAACUCGGUGUUGGAUUUAUCUCACCAAACAUUAUUAUGAAUAAACACAAAAGGAAUGAAGACGUUGGUCAUUUUACUCAUGAGGAGGGCGCAUGGGAGAUUGUUCAGGUUACAGCCUCUCAACACGCUCUAAACAAUCUCCCCCGUCGCUCCUACAUUUAUUUGAAAAUAGGAGAGUUCUACAAGACAUAAUAUUCUAAGCAUUAAGACACAACACAAAACAUAGGACCAGCCGACACCUGUCCCGUCCCCGACCACAUCCGAUCACGUCCUUGGUCAAGGCGCCCUUCCAUCAAAUGUUGCUGAGUCAUCUUCUUGAAGGCGAGACAUCUUUCUAUCUAAAUAUUGUCCAUAAUACUA